AAUAUUAUAUGCGUUGUUCAUGUAAUGAGCCUGAAAAACAGUAAGACUCAAGAUUUUUUUUCUACUACAGAAAGUGAAGUUACUUCAAUAAACCUUCAUCUCCAUCUGAUGCACCGAAAAAUGGCACCCAGUCUCCUAAGCAACUCAUCGUUAUAUCUGGAAAGUUCAUCUGCCGAUCCAGUUCAGAUAAUCAGCACAAAACAAGAUGUACAACAAAGUUAUCAACAAUACCAGAAACCAGUCAGAAGGAUAGUCAAAAGAGAAGGACCUCAUUAUAAAUGGGACAUAGUUUGGAAAAACGUUUUGAUCUUCAUCCUUCUACAUGGAUUUGGAAUUUAUGGGUUAUAUAUUAUGUUCGUGAAAGCACAAUGGAGGACAAUUCUAUUUGGGUACCUCUAUGCUGCAACGAGUGCCAUGGGCGUAACAGCGGGUGCCCACAGGCUAUGGGCCCACAGGACAUACAAAGCAAAAUUACCGCUGAGGAUAUUCCUGAUGAUUUGUCAAAGUGCUGCUCUACAGAAUGACCUUCACGAGUGGGUGAGAGACCACAGGGUGCAUCAUAAAUUCACCGACACGGAUGCUGAUCCUCACAAUUCUAGAAGAGGAUUCUUUUUCUCCCACAUAGGAUGGCUGAUGGUGAAAAAACACAAGGAUGUUUUCAGUAAAGGGAAAACAGUGGAUCUGAGCGAUAUUGAGAGUGACCCUGUUGUCAUGUUUCAAAAAAGGCACUAUGUAUUGAUGGUGACGUUUUUAUGCUUCAUGAUUCCUGCCCACAUUCCAUGGUACUUCUGGGGAGAAGAUUGGUGGGUUUCCUGGUACGUGACAAUCGCAAGGUACACGUUAUCCUUGCAUUUCACAUGGUUGGUUAACAGUGCCGCUCAUAUUUGGGGAACGAAGCCUUAUGAUAAAACUAUCAACCCGGUGGAAAACAAAUUCGUAGCAUGGGUAGCUUUCGGAGAAGGCUGGCACAACUAUCACCACAUCUUCCCCUGGGACUACAAAGCGGCGGAACUGGGAGACUACAGGCUAAACCCCAGCACAGCCUUUUUGGAUCUCAUGGCCUACUUCGGCCUCGCAUACGACCUGAAAACUGUGUCCGAAGACAUGGUUAGGAAGAGAGUGAAAAGGACCGGAGACGGAACGUGGAAAAAUAAAAAUGACAACGCAGGGGCGAGUAUGGGAAAUGAGAGUGAUGACCACCACCAUGGUGAAGGAGUGUGGGGUUGGGGAGAUAAAGAUAUGGAAGAGGAGGACAUAAAGGAUGUGAGAGUUUUUAAUGAACUGAAGGAAGAUUAG
Molecule: messenger RNA, 1296 nt
Organism: Leptinotarsa decemlineata (Colorado potato beetle)
Lineage: Eukaryota; Metazoa; Arthropoda; Insecta; Coleoptera; Chrysomelidae
Product: acyl-CoA Delta-9 desaturase
Biological process (GO): unsaturated fatty acid biosynthetic process
Cellular component (GO): endoplasmic reticulum membrane
Molecular function (GO): stearoyl-CoA 9-desaturase activity; iron ion binding
Source: RefSeq, a predicted model, not a curated record